Messenger RNA from Pichia kudriavzevii, 1149 nucleotides. RefSeq lists its product as uncharacterized. Gene Ontology annotation, molecular function: dihydrolipoyllysine-residue acetyltransferase activity. Gene Ontology annotation, biological process: pyruvate decarboxylation to acetyl-CoA. Bases 1 to 1149 code for a protein of 382 amino acids. The transcript has a single exon. Gene Ontology annotation, cellular component: pyruvate dehydrogenase complex. The record is from RefSeq and is a predicted model, not a curated record. Lineage: Eukaryota; Fungi; Ascomycota; Pichiomycetes; Pichiales; Pichiaceae.
AUGUUGAACAUUUCAGUCAGAGCAGCAACAAGAGGCGUCCGCUCUCUAUCUGUGGGCGGCUAUAGGAGGAUCCAUCAGAGUCGGUCGUUGUUGGCGGCACAUGCUUAUGGCAUGCCGGCAAUGUCGCCAACUAUGGAGUCGGGUGCUAUAGUUGAAUGGAAAGUCAAGGAGGGCGACAAGUUCAAUUCGGGCGAUACUCUAUUAGAUAUUGAAACAGACAAGGCUACGAUUUCUGUGGAUGCGAUUGAUGAUGGCAUUGUUGCCAAAAUCUUGUUGCCAGAUGGAACUAAAGAUAUCGAUGUCGGUACUCCGAUUGCCAUUUUUGCAGAUGAAGGCGACGAUUUAGCCGAAUUGGAAUAUCCUGAUAUUGAAAAGAAGACCGACAAGGCAGAACCGGCGCCAGCACCAGCACCAGCGUCAUCAGCGGCACCAACAGCAAGUGUCGAGGCUAAGGCGUCUGAAACCAAAGAAGAAUCAAAGAGCUUUGCUUCUACAAGUGCAAAUACUUCUCAACAUUUCUUACCUUCUGUUGAAUUGUUACUAGAGCAGAAUCAUAUUUCGAGAGAAGACGCUUUGUCAAAGAUCACAGCCACGGGCCCAUCAGGUAGAAUCUUAAAAGGUGACGUGUUGGCAUAUUUGGGAUCCAUCAAACCGGAAAGCAAUACCACCUUGGCAGAAUACCUUGAGAAGACGUCGCAUUUGGACCUAUCAAAUAUCAAACUCAGAGAAGGUGACAGUGGAGCACCAACUAAGGAAACCGAGACGCCAAAGCAAAAGGUUAAGGAACCAGUAACCAUCACAAAAUUAUAUUCAAUUGCCGAAGAUGUUGGCUAUCCUCAAUUGAGACGGUUUAGGGGCGAAAUCGACGAACUUAUAGAGUUGGCAGAGCAAGAGGCAUAUGCACAUAAAUAUGAACCAGAUUCGGAGCUUGAUGAUCCGUUGUUUGACGAUCUUGUUGCACCUCCAAGAAACGCUGGUAGAUUCACAGUCGACUAUAAGGUUAAUUUUGAAGACGACCAAGCUUCAUCGCUUGACUUAACUGUAACAUUGAAUGAAAAAUGCUAUGAUGCCCAAGAAAAGGCUGAUUAUUUUGUCUCCAAGUUUACCGAAUACCUUGAAGCCAACCACGAGAGACACAACGAUAUAUAA